Monopterus albus (swamp eel) is the source of this 2689-nucleotide messenger RNA. RefSeq names its product WW domain binding protein 1-like b (gene wbp1lb). NCBI's taxonomy places the organism in Eukaryota, Metazoa, Chordata, Actinopteri, Synbranchiformes, Synbranchidae. The record is from RefSeq and is a predicted model, not a curated record. The coding region runs from base 320 to 1492 and encodes 390 amino acids. The transcript is spliced from 4 exons.
AGUGAUAAUCCAUCGAAACCAACGCCCAUUACGUUACGUACAUGGAUCGAGUCGAGGUCAGCAUGCAACAUCCAGCAUACUAAGGCGGUGCGGUUGUGCUGAGGAAACUGCUUGUGUAACAGCUGUAUCAGACAGCACCGACAGCAACCAGUUGCGCCAGCACCGUGCCCUAUUGAAAUGUUGAGUUCGCAGAGGAGGCAGUACAUACUGUGGCCUGUCAGCCCGACAAGGGCCGAGAAGUAGUGGAUAUUCAGACACAGUUUGUAAGCAGGGUUUAUGUGCGUAUGUUUUGCCGUAGUUGUAGCCAUAUCUUGGAGGAAUGAAAGGCGUAUGUUCGGCUCUUAAAAUGGGAUUAUUUCUGCAAACUGUUGGGUCUGCCAUACCCACCGAGUCCGCAGCAGACGAGAGCCUACUGCACUGUGAAGGUGUUAACAACCAGAGCUACAUCUGUGAGUCGGGACACUGCUGUGGGGAGUCACAGUGCUGCACUUACUACUAUGAACUCUGGUGGUUUUGGUUGGUGUGGACCAUCAUCUUAAUUUUGAGCUGCUGCUGUGUGUGCCACCAUCGCCGCACGAAACACCGGCUGCAGCAGCAACAACGGCAGCACGAGAUCAACCUUAUCGCUUACCGUGAAGCACACAACUACUCAUCUGUGCCCUUCUACUUCAGGUUUCUGCCAAACUACCUCCUGCCUGAUUAUGAAGAGGUGGUCAACAGGCCACCGACCCCGCCUCCUCCCUACAGUGCCUUACACAUAGGCCCAUCUUCAGUGGCCUCUAGUCCGCUGGCCUCUGAGCAGCAGGAGGGACACUGUUCACCCAUCCAGCCCACUCCAGUGCCCCCAGUCUCUGAUAGCGUGUGUUGUAGACCCAGUAUAGAGGAGCCACAACCUCCCACUUUAGACUUUAGGCCAAAGCCUGACAACAAGCCUGUGCAGACAGUACAAGAUUCAGGCAUGAUACUGCUUUCAGAUGGGCUCAGUAGGGAGGGACUCACCAGCCAGGAGAAAAGAAGCCAAAUUGAGGACGACUCCUGCAAAGAUCCUCUGCUGAAAGAUCUGUCAGACGGAUGCACUGAGGACAAAGAUCGACUCCCCAAUGGAAGGAGGAGGCGAUUCACAGGGGACUCUGGGAUUGAGGUGUGUGUGUGUGGCACACGUGGAAGUAGCGGUUGUAGUGGAGCAGGAGGGACAGGUCAGGAAGGCACAGGGUUGAGGGAGCUAGAGAGUCUGCUAGGGUGUGAGGGAGAGGCUGGGGAGGAGGUGGUUGACUUCUGCGAAAGCUGUGGUCAUCGAGCCUCCUUUAGCAUGGAAGAGGAGCAGGCACUGGGCGGGCUGGAAGGUCAAGCAGCCUGUGGGCCAUCAGGACCUCCUCAGCCAGCUCAGCAGAUAGGCAGCGGCUUGCUCCACCCUCCUGUGUGCCUCCUUCUCCACACCAUCACCGAGCAGGAAGGACCGCACCACAGCACCAGCACUGAGCCGCAGGGCUGAAACACAAUUACCACACUUUUGCAAUAGAGGUAAUGAGAGCACUUGAGACAGGACAUGGAGGCUUUUGUAUAUCAGGAAGUGUUUUAUUCUAAAUGUUUUCUAAGUAUUCUUAUGAAUGUGUGCAUUUUAGAUAAAACUGGUGUGGGUGCAGGAAGUGGAAUCUCGACUAAAAAUGAUUGUGAUCCACAGGUUGUGAAAGUUUGCUCCUCCACGUGCUGGAACAGUGGCCUUAAUCUGUGUAUUUUGGGUUAUAUGUGGGCAGUACCAGUCCGUUAAUAGCGUGUGACAGAUUUCUCACACUGCACACACAAUCUUUUUAAUGUCCUUCUCAUACAAUGGAAGCUACUGACGCAUUCAAAAACUUGUUAGCUGAAGCUGUGCUGUCAGAACAGGCCGUUCACUGCCUAGGAUGAUCGCAGCUCUUCUCACUGGGUGCUCGCAUCAGUUCUGCAAAGCCAUUCUUUGCAGGCAGAAAACCUACAUUGUAAAAACACACAGCAGGAACAUUUUUGCAUGAGUGCAAUGUGGAAUUAAUGACAGCGUGUGUUUUUGCAAGCUGAUGCCAUACAGGGACACCAGAACAAGACUGUAUAAGAUGUCCCAUUAGACUCGUGCUUCUAAAGUGCUUUUUCCGCUCUGCCUUGUCUGUGUUUGUGCUCUCUAUCUGCCCCACCAGUGAUAGAGGACUAUACUGUAAGUGCAUUAACAAAUCUCCAUGUGAGCAGUUCUUAUUUUGCACAAAAUUCAUCUUUGUAAAUGAAGCUUUUAGCUACACAAUCAAAACUUAAAAUGCUUUUAUAAUUCCAGUCUUAAAUUGCAGUACAUUGGUGUCUUACAGUUUUGUUGCAGCAUCUGUAAGAAACAGACCUCUGAGUUAAUAGGGAAUGUAACAGAUUCAAUUUGUAUACACUUUUUAAUCUUAAUUUAAUGCAGGUUUGUAGAAGGUGCCUUCCCAAAAAAUGCAGAAUUGUGAUUAACAAUGAUAAGAUUCAGUGAAACUGAGAAACUAUCAGAAAGCAGGUACCCACACCAAGAUAAGAUUAAGCUGCACAGAGAUUACAACUGAAAUGGGCAACUUCAGACUUUACAUGCUCAUGUCAGUCACUUCAGUAGAUUAACACCUUCACCAGCUGUACAGCAUAAAAAACAUAUACUGUUUAUAAUAGAUUUUGUAUAAACAUGGUUCUUACCAUUGUU